Tinamus guttatus (white-throated tinamou) is the source of this 783-nucleotide messenger RNA. NCBI's taxonomy places the organism in Eukaryota, Metazoa, Chordata, Aves, Tinamiformes, Tinamidae. The record is from RefSeq and is a predicted model, not a curated record.
AUGUCGGCCUACUGGCACAUGUAUGUGCACGGGGGCCUGCACACAUAUGUGCAUGGGGGCCUGCACGUGUAUGCACUCACAGUUCGGCACAUGUAUGUGCAUGGGGGCCUGCACACGUAUGUGCUUGAACGCCAGCACAUGUAUGUGCACGCAGCCUGCACAUGUCCCCAGAGCCACCAGACGUGCUGGGAGGCUCGGGAGAGGAGGCUGCAGCUCUCCAAUUCCCGGGAUAACCCGUGCGGGAGCCGCAGGAAUCGUUACGCCGGGGCGAAAGCCGCAGGCAGCGGCGGCGCGCGGAGCCCCCCGCGCACCCAGCGCCCGCUCCUCUCUUCCAGCCACGCGUCCCGCGCCGUGUCGCCCACCACGAGCUCCCAGAUCCAGGCCAGGAAGAAGCGGCGCGGGGGCUCCUCCAAGCUGGAGAAGGCAGAAAUCCUGCAGAUGACAGUGGAUCACUUGAAGAUGCUUCAUGCCACGGGAGGAGCAGGCUUCCUCGAUGCCCGAGCCCUGGCCGUGGAUUACAGGAGCAUCGGCUUCCGCGAAUGCCUCACGGAAGUGGUCAGGUACCUGGGCAUCCUCGAGGGACAAAACACGCUGCAUUCCCGGCCCUGCGGGACGGCUGCCCCCGAUCCCAAACCCUUCCCUCCUCCUGCAAAGCCCUCUCUGCAGAGCCCGGCCUUGCUCCUCCUGGGAAAACACCAGCCCGGCCUCAAGGAGCGUCUCAUUCCCGCGGACACUCGGGGUUUGCAGACGGACACUCGCUCGCGCUCGGCCCUCGGGAUGUAG